Messenger RNA from Helobdella robusta, 752 nucleotides. RefSeq lists its product as hypothetical. The coding region runs from base 58 to 369 and encodes 103 amino acids. The transcript is spliced from 4 exons. NCBI's taxonomy places the organism in Eukaryota, Metazoa, Annelida, Clitellata, Rhynchobdellida, Glossiphoniidae. The record is from RefSeq and is a predicted model, not a curated record.
CAUUAUCCCAAUAACUCACAUCAAUAUUUUGUUAAGCUAAAGAGAAGAGAAUUUUCCAUGUUGGAGAAGAGGUACACAGCACUUACCUUGCCAUGCACGUUGGCUCUGCUUGGAAUCUUCCUGGUGUUUAUGACCUGUGAGGUCUUCACGGUUCCAACCCAUUACGAUUACUACGAUGUGAUUUGCGCCGAGCCGAUGUGUUCCGAUCUAUGUCCUGCUGGUCAGUUUCUGAAACCAAACGAAGAUGGCUGUGACACUUGCGAGUGCUUCGAUCCUUGUAAAAUGACGUGUGGCGAACAGAGAUGCGAGCUGACGUAUGCCUUUGAUGAGUUCAACAGGUGGAGACCCAAGCCUGUCUGUUGCAUGUGAUGUCGUGCUAUUAAACUGUAUUGUAAUGUAUUUACAAUUGUAUUGUAAAUCCGAUACGUUGUAUUGCAAUGUUGAUGUAAUGUAAGGAAGUUUGUUGCGAAUGCAAUGUGAGCUGAUGUAAUUUAAUGGUAAUGUGAUCCAUUGUAGUGUGUCGAAAAAGUCAUGUGUUAUAAUGUAAUGAUGAAAGUGAAUUAUUUUAAUGUAUCAUAAGUGUGAUACUGCAUUUUAUUUCAAUACAGUUAAGACAUUGCCACAAGUGAUUUCUUUUACUUUUUUGUGUCUUUAAAAAACACAGAACAAUAAAUUUUUAUAUAUUUAUAUGUUCAUAUAAAUAUAGAAUUAAGCAUAAAAGUUAUCUAUAAUAUAAGCUUUCAUAUCUUAUC